This is a messenger RNA of Drosophila guanche, 1499 nucleotides long. RefSeq lists its product as uncharacterized. Gene Ontology annotation, biological process: biosynthetic process. Gene Ontology annotation, molecular function: L-2-aminoadipate:2-oxoglutarate transaminase activity; pyridoxal phosphate binding. Bases 57 to 1319 code for a protein of 420 amino acids. NCBI's taxonomy places the organism in Eukaryota, Metazoa, Arthropoda, Insecta, Diptera, Drosophilidae. The record is from RefSeq and is a predicted model, not a curated record. The transcript has 4 exons.
AUGAGUGCUGCGCGGAUUGAUAAGACCAUUAGAAGACCCACUUUCUACGGACCAGCAUGUCACGUGCGACGGAGGAACGUAAGCUGAAGCAUCUUUUCGACGGAGGCGCGUGGAAUGUCUACGAGCCAAACGUCCUCAAUUUGGGCGUCGGGUCUCCGGGCACUGACCUCCUCGAGUCCUGCUGCGAUAUCUUUCAGCAGGCCACUGAACAUUGUCUGCAACAUGAAAAGAAGGAAAAUCAGUCGCUGAUCUUUCAGUACGGACCCACAAAUGGCUGCUUUGAGGUGCGGCGUGAGAUAGCACAAUACUUGAGCGCCAUGUACGACAGCCCUGUAAACUGUGAGGAUUUGAUUAUUACGGCUGGCGCCACAAACGGCCUGCACUUGCUGCUGUCGACAUUGAUUGACUUCCAGGGCUAUAUAUUCGUGGAUGAGUUCACCUACAUGAUAGCCCUGGACAGCAUGAAGCACUUUACCAGUCUAACCAUCGUGCCAGUCAAGCUGAAUGCAGAUGGCGUUGAUCUGCGGGAUCUGGGCGAGAAGGUGGCGAAGCAUAGAUUCAGCUCGUCGAGCAAGGAGUUCUGGGGAAUGUACUACACCAUUCCGACCUACCACAACCCCACGGGCAUACUCUUCUCGCCAGAGGUUUGCCGCGGCAUUGUCCAGCUCGCGAGGAAGCACGACUUUCUUGUUGUGUGCGACGAUGUGUACAACAUUUUAUACUAUGGUGAGAGGCCUGAGGCGCGCCUACUUGCCUAUGAUGCUCGGACGGAUGUCGACUAUGCUGGCCAUGUCGUAUCCAACUGCAGUUUCUCCAAAAUUCUUGGCCCUGGCCUGCGUCUGGGCUGGUUGGAGGUGCCGCCGCGCAUAAAGCCUUUGCUGGAGGGCAGUGGCUUUGCGAACAGCGGUGGCUGCUUCAACAACUACACCGCCGGCAUUGUGGGUAGUCUGUUCAAGCUAAAUCUUGCCCAACAGCAGAUAGCUCGCUUCCACGAGACCUACAAGGAGCGCAUGCUGGCCACCACAGAGGCCCUCGCAGCGGCGCUGCCGGAGGGCUGCAAAAUGUUGAGCCCCAGCGGUGGAUACUUCAUUUGGAUACGUCUGCCGCAGCCUCUGGAUGCUAGAGAGUUUCUGAAAUACAGUCUGGAGCAGCAGAAGAUUGCGUUCAUAGCUGGGCCUCGCUUCGCGGCGGAUGGUGAGAGUGGUAAGCAAUUCUUUCGUUUAUCCAUUGGCUUCCAUGGCAAAGCGAAGCUUGUAGAUGGUGCACGGCGACUCUGCCAGUCACUUAAGGAUUAUAUGAUGUCCGUGACCACUGCCUAGAGCCCCAACACAAUCUAUCCCAACGCAAGGCGUAUCUUAAUAUGGCAAAAAGGGUUUAUGUUUAUUCAUAUUUUGUUGUCUGCUAUCAUCGCACGUUAAAUAAGGCUUAUAAAGAUGUGACUUGGCACUAAACUAGAUACUUAUCAAGAUUAUUAUAAACUACAUUAUGCGUUAUGAAAA